CAUCUUUCAGGACUAUUUAUGAGAUACUUCAAGCAUAUUUGGUGGCCAUGUUAAUAAUUUAAGUAGAUGUGAUAUUAUAUUUGAUUUAAUGGAGCCGGUGAUACUUGAUGUCGGUAGCCGAUGCCUCAGAGUUCACCUGAUGGGAGGAGCAGACGAUCUGCUCCGGACAAACAUUUUCUUCAUCAUACAUUGCUGAAUACUCUGUUGUUUUAUCUAGGGGAAUGUCGUUCGCUCACCUUUCCGUGAUUUGGUGGUUUUCAUCAUUUGCUAACAGUGCAACUCUACAGGACGCGGAGAACCUUCAUCAGAUGUUGAAAAAUCGGAGUGAAUAUGACCGGUUUAUAGUGCCACUGUUAAACCAGAGUCAAAAUCUAGAAAUCAGUCUCUCGCUAUCACUCUCGGGAAGUGACGUAGAAUUCAUAGAGAUUGAAAACAAGGUCAAAAUACUUGUGGAUAUCACUACACAGUGGAAAGACGAAACUCUGAACUGGGACCCCUUUGAGUAUGGGUUCCUCUAUCAGCUCCCGAUAGUGGGGGACUGGGUGUGGCGACCUCAGACCUUGAUCCAGAUUCCUCAGAAUGACAGGAGCAAAAUGGACCAGAUAGUUGAGGGCGACAACAAAGAGCUGGAAAUGAUUCUGCGCAGUGACGGAAGCGUGCAUCGUCAUACUUCACUGGGUCUUUCACUCUUCUGUUCCAUCGAUACGACAAACUUUCCAUUUGAUAAACAGUCGUUCUCUUUCCUUCUGUCGAUUGCAGCACUCUCCUCAAAUCUCAAGUUUUCCAACACCUCCGCUUGUCAGAGCGUCGGACAGGAUAGUGGGAAUCCUAAAUGGACCAAUCUCCAAGUCCGCCACGAGAUCUUGUAUUCUAGGGCUGCCAUAAAGUGCGUCGUCAGUAUGGAGAGAAAGCCCCUGUUCUUUGUCAUCAACAUCAUACUUCCGGUGGUGUUGCUGGGGUUUUUGGAGGUCUUGGUGUUCCUGAUUCCCGCUGACGCCGGAGAGAAGCUAUCGUACUCUGUGGCCCUGUUACUGUCCUAUAGCGUGUUCAUCAGCUUCGUCUCCGACAACAUUCCGGAAGACUCCGAUAAUGUCUCCGAUCUCUUCUUUUACGUCAUCUUUCAGUUCUUUAUUGGAUCGCUUAUUAUAUUUUGUACUACGCUACAGUUACGACUCUACCAUCGCAAUGAUGAGGAAGACAUUCCAAUACUGUACAAAUACAUUGUUAAAUUUGUGAAAGUUCUAACAUGUCGGUGUCGAGCAUGUACCAAGAGUAAAAUAGAGAGUUCGUCGAUGGAUGGAGAACAAGUUACAGAUCCAGGGAAUCCCACGACCUCUGUUCAGGAAAAACACGCACCUUCUAAAUACAGGAAAACCAGCCGUGCGAUGAGGCGCAGUAAGACGAGAGGUGAUCUUACGGGAGGAGCUCGACUUCCGGUCUCCGUGAAAACGUCACACGCAGGGGACGGAAGACUAACUUGGCAAAACGUCUCGUCUGCCAUAGACUUUGUUUUGUUCUGGGUUUUCCUGGUUGUCCAGGUCGUUUUAAAUUUGUGGUUCUUUUAUCCUGCUUACCGAGAGUGAAUAUGCUAUACACGUGUAUUCUGUGAUGAUCAAUGUCUGAAAAUGGUAUUUUGAUGAAGGAAUCUUCAGUUUUGUUCU
Messenger RNA from Saccostrea cuccullata (small rock oyster), 1661 nucleotides. Its product is annotated as neuronal acetylcholine receptor subunit beta-3-like. Gene Ontology annotation, molecular function: transmitter-gated monoatomic ion channel activity involved in regulation of postsynaptic membrane potential; excitatory extracellular ligand-gated monoatomic ion channel activity; transmembrane signaling receptor activity. The record is from RefSeq and is a predicted model, not a curated record. The transcript has a single exon. The coding region runs from base 222 to 1583 and encodes 453 amino acids. NCBI's taxonomy places the organism in Eukaryota, Metazoa, Mollusca, Bivalvia, Ostreida, Ostreidae. Gene Ontology annotation, cellular component: neuron projection; synapse; plasma membrane. Gene Ontology annotation, biological process: chemical synaptic transmission; signal transduction; monoatomic ion transmembrane transport.